AUGAGCACAAAACGGCGUGUGGCCGCGGCAGUAGCUUCCCCCGAACUGAAGCUGCGCAGUCAAAAGCGUCGCAAACUGUCUGACGAUGAUCUUGUGGACCCCGACGAGUCAAACCGUGCAUCCUCCGAGCCAGUAGAUGAUGCCGAAGCAGACUUCAGCUCCGGAUCACAAAAUGACGAGGAUGAGCCCGAGGUGGACUUCGAGGGCGAUAGCCUUCAAGCCGCGCAAGACAAGAUCCUAUCGGAGCUAUUCCGACUAAAAGACUCAGAUGGCGAGGAGGUAGCUUACCCGUUCAUCGGUAAACCAGACCGCAACCUGUAUCGGGACUAUUAUGAAGUCAUCCACCAUCCAGUCUCGUUGCGCAGCAUUCAAAAAAAGGUCCGUGGUACCGAUGGAAGGAAGAAAGGUACUAAGAUGACUGCGUUUCCGACGUGGCUGUCUUUCGAAGAGGAGGUCAGUUAUCUGUGGCGAAAUGCUCGAGAGUAUAACGAGGAUGGCAGCGAAAUUUCUGUUCUUGCGGGUGUGCUUGAGGAUUAUUUCCUACACCGAGUGGCAGAGGCCAAGAAGCUUGUUCCGGAUCCCAUUCAGGUAGAUGGUCACCCCGAAUUACCUCGCAUCAAGUUGAAAAUGGCCUCGAACAAUCCGGAGCUGGGGGCGCAAAAGUUAACAUUGAAGAUGGCUCGACAGACCUCCGAACCCCCAAGGGACGAUGAAACGCCAUCCGGGGUCACUGUCGAUAGCGAUUCUCUCAAACGACAACAAGAGCUAGUCCGCACUGGGUCCACCAGCCAAGAGGUUGAUACACAUCAUAUGUCACCUCGAACUAGAUCUCUUCGCAGAAAUAUCGAAAGCCCGAAGUCUAGUGCGGCCACCACCCCGUCAGCUUCGGAGCCACCGCACGGUCUGGCCAAUGGCCGCGACACAACUGGGGUCGUAAAAGACGAAACGCCAGUAGCAUCCUUCCAACGGGCCGAGAUGCGCUCGUCCGCUGGCCUACAUGGGGUCCCCUUAGACUCCCCAAGUGGACUUCCCCAUCAGGAUGCAUUGAUGCAUCCCUCUCUUGAGCUAUCCCCUAUGGAUUCUCUUAGGCGACGACCAGGUCAAGAUGCCAACUCAGCACUCAUCCGCAAUGUUCAAAUCCUCACGCACCCCUCGCUAUCUCUGAAAGAAGACUUUCGCUUGGACAUUCCUCCGUCAUCCACAUUGUCUCAACAAACAAUCACUAUCCCUUUAUCCCCUUCACAUCACUUGUUGACCGUCAGACCCACAUUAACGGCUAGUACAGCGCAACGGCAGGUCAAAGUCGUUGCCAUGAUGGGCACUCAACGCCUUCAUGCGACUGGAGAUGCAUCUACGCUGGCGUACGAUAUCCAACUCCAACCAGGUACUACAAAGGUUGACUUGGAGGCCAUAGCCGGACCGGCUAGGGGAGCUCCUAAAUCCGGCCCCCCAGGCUCCGAGGUGGAUUAUGAGCGGGUCACCAUAUUUUUUAACCUAUUGCGAUAA
This is a messenger RNA of Penicillium pulvis, 1506 nucleotides long. Its product is annotated as bromodomain-containing protein. Gene Ontology annotation, cellular component: RSC-type complex. The record is from RefSeq and is a predicted model, not a curated record. NCBI's taxonomy places the organism in Eukaryota, Fungi, Ascomycota, Eurotiomycetes, Eurotiales, Aspergillaceae. Gene Ontology annotation, molecular function: protein binding. Bases 1 to 1506 code for a protein of 501 amino acids. Gene Ontology annotation, biological process: chromatin remodeling. The transcript is spliced from 6 exons.